AUGGAUGCGUAUUUCGCAGCAUUCCCUAGUGAUUUUGAGUGCCUUGGUGUGGCUUUUGCUAAAGCCUACUAUACUCGUCUUCAGACUAACCGAAAUUCCGUUGCUGAUCUAUAUCAUGAUAUGGCUUUGAUGACAUAUGAGGGUACUAAAAUCCAAGGAAAGCAGGCCAUUGCAAAACACUUUCAAGUUUGUUGGCUAACACUUCUUAAGGAACUCGAUUUAGGGCCUUACCUGGUCAACAAUCGUCGUCGAUAUCAGCACAUGCGAUUCUCAGCCUGUGGAUAA
This is a messenger RNA of Mesocestoides corti, 285 nucleotides long. The record is from the annotation of a GenBank genome assembly. Lineage: Eukaryota; Metazoa; Platyhelminthes; Cestoda; Cyclophyllidea; Mesocestoididae.